UACGGGCCGCGCUCAGGCCACUGGGCCAGAAAUGCCCGAGGAGGAGGGGAGGGAGGGGAGGAUGUUUGGGCAGCUGAGAGGGUUUUACCACAUGGAACAGUCCAGAAUCUGUCAAAGUGGUCCAUGUACAGAGAAGAUGGGAUGUUAGAAGGAUAUCCACCCACAGCUCGAUUUGGGGACGGACAGCCUCAGGACCCAGACUGGACUCCUGACAGAGAGAGAGCACCUGGUCAAAGCUGGUAUGACAAGAUCUUCCAUAUCUUAAGCAUGACCACAACAAGCCACCGGGUGAAGCGCUGGGCGGAGGGAAUGGAGGACAUGACACAGCUGCCUGAGCUGAAUGAGACCACAGUUCUGAUGAACCUGAAGAAGCGCUACGACCAGGAACUCCUCUAUACCUACAUAGGCAGCAUCCUCGUGUCUGUGAAUCCCUACAAGUUGCUCAACAUUUACGGCACAGACAUGGUGCUUCAGUACGAAGGCCGCGGCCUGAGUGACAACCCUCCUCAUCUUUUCGCCAUUGCUAAUCUCUCAUAUACCACCAUGAUGGAUGCCAAAAAGGACCAGUGUAUUGUGAUCAGCGGAGAAAGUGGAUCAGGAAAGACUGAAGCUACUAAACUGAUCCUGCGUUACCUGACAGCCAUACAUCACAAACGCAACGUCACACAACAGAUAGAGAUCCUGGAGGCCACGCCCCUGCUGGAGUCUUUUGGGAAUGCCAAAACAGUGCGCAAUGACAACUCCUCACGCUUUGGCAAAUACACGCAGAUCUACAUGGAGGAGGGUGUAAUCAGCGGUGCCAUAACGUCUCAGUACCUGUUGGAGAAGUCUCGCAUUGUCUUUCAGGCCAAAUCAGAGAGGAACUACCACAUCUUUUAUGAGAUGCUGGCUGGUCUUCCUCCUCAUGAGAAGCACUCGCUGUAUCUGCAGGAAGCUGAGACUUACUACUAUCUGAACCAGGGAGGGGACUGUACCAUAGAGGGAAAGGACGACGGGGAGGACUUCAAGCGUCUGCUGUGUGCCAUGGACAUCCUGUGUUUCACCCCAGAGGAGCAAAACGGCAUCUACAGAUUGUUGUCCUCUGUCCUUCAUCUGGGGAACGUGUACUUCCAGCCACACCAGGCUGAGGGUCAGGAAGUCGCGUCAGUGGUGAGCGCACAGGAGAUUAGGGUUGUUGCUGAGCUGCUGCAGGUCUCACCUGACGGCCUGCAGAAGUCUGUCACCUUCAAACUGACUGAUACAGUACGGGAGAAGAUCUACACUCCGCUCACAGUGGAGAGUGCUGUGGAUGCCAGAGAUGCUGUUGCCAAGAUCCUGUACUCGCUGCUGUUCAGUUGGCUGACAGAGCGCAUCAACGGACGGGUCUACCCUCGCAGCGAAGCCCUCUCCAUCUCCAUAUUGGACAUAUAUGGAUUUGAGGAGCUACAGGUGAACAGUUUUGAGCAGUUGUGCAUCAACUAUGCCAAUGAGACUUUGCAGUUCUACUUUAACAGGGUCAUCUUCCAGGAGGAGCAGGAGGAGUACAUGCGGGAGCAGAUCGAGUGGCAGCAGCAGCCUUUCAGCCACAACCAGGCCUGCCUUGACCUCAUUGCUGCUAAGCCCCAUGGGAUACUGCGCAUACUAGAUGACCAGUGCGGCUUCCCUCAGGCAACAGACCACACCUUCCUUCAGAAGUGCCACUAUCACCAUGGAAACAACCCGCUGUAUGCCAGGCCAAAGAUGCCACUGCCAGAGUUCACCCUCAAACACUACGCUGGGAAGGUCACUUAUCAGGUGAACAAAUUCUUGGACAAGAACUUUGACAUGGUCCGCCAGGAAGUUUUAGACAUCUUCAUCCAGAGCAAGAACAAAAUGGUUUCCAGCCUCUUCUUGAAGCAUUCAGAGUCUGUGUCUCAGCAGCGGUCUAAUGUCCAACGUAGCAGCACAGCGCGUCGUUAUCAGGCCAACACGGUCAGCGCUAAGUUUCAGAGCAGCCUGCAGGAGCUGCUGGAGAAGAUGGAAAGGUGUAACCCUUACUUUGUGCGAUGCAUCAAGCCAAACCAUCAUAAGGAGCCAGGAGUGUUUGACUUUGAGCUCAUCAGCACACAGUUGCAUUACUCUGGUAUUAUGGAGACCAUCCAUAUCAGGAGGGAGGGUUAUCCAAUCAGAUUGCAUUUUCACAGCUUCCUAUCAAGGUAUAAGGCCCUGCUCUGCAUGAAGGAUCUUCCACCUGCAGACGGAGAGAACUGUGUCAUCAUGCUCCACAGGCUCGGCCCGGUAAAGACCGGCUCGUUUCAGCUGGGAGUCAGUAAGAUUUUCCUGAAAGAGGAGAUGUAUCAGCUGUUGGAGGGGAAGCGUGACCGUGUGCUGAACAUUGCCGCCAUGACACUGCAGAGAUACACUCGUAUAUGUUUUAUCCGAAAGAACUAUGUCAAGUUCAGGCGGCGCGUGAUCCUGUUUGAAGCUCGCUGCAGAGGCUACGUGGCCAGAAAAAAGUUUGCUCUGAGGAGGAAGUACCUCAUCAGGUUCCGCUCUGCCGUGCUGCUCAUCCUCAACCGCCAGCGUUACAUGAGGGUAUUGGUGGAGCCUGCAAGGAAGGCGGAGGAGGAUCGCAUAAAUAGAGAAGUGGUGAAUGUGACAACACUGCCCAUCCCUGCUGAGCUGGCAGCCCUGCUGCAGGCGGCCGCAGGUGGUGAAGAGCUUCAUUCUGACUGCUUGGCUGUGGUCCAGGCUCCAAAGGUUCAGGUUGACCCUCAGCUGACCCUGCCCCUAGACAUCAACAACUACCUCAUGACACACUACAUCCGGGCCAUAUUUAGGGAGCCAUUGUUCGGGAUGCUGACAGCUCCACUGGACAGUUCUCUGAUUAGACUGGACGAGGAGCUAAAACAAGGAGCCCUGAAUGUUUUCAUUCUGAUACUUAGGUUCAUGGGUGAUCCUAACCUGAAUGGGGCUCAGGAGAAUCUGUUUGGGAACUACAUCAUCCAGAGAGGACUGGCCAAUCCCAGCCUCCGAGACGAGAUCCUGGCUCAGAUAGCCAAUCAGGUGUGGAGGAAUCCUAACAUUUUGAAUUCAGAGCGUGGUUGGCUCCUCCUCUCCUCUUGUCUCUCUGCCUUCCUGCCUUCUCAAAGACUGGCCAAGUAUCUGCUGAAGUUCGUUUCUGACUAUGGGCCGGGGGGCUACAACUGCGUGUGUCAGCACCGUCUGCUUCAGGCUCUGCAGCGGCUGAAUGUCGGGCCAGAGCACGUCCGGACGUACCCACCCUGUCUGCUGGAGUGGACCGCCAAUCGCAAGAAAGCUCACACUGUCCUGCACAUACACUGCUUCGAUGGUUUGUCCCUCCUCUGUCCUCUGCACUCCUGGACAACUGGAGAAGAGAUGGCCAACGACAUCUUACAACACAGGGGUGUAGUGGAGGGCCGUCAAGGCUGGUCGGUGCUGCUGAAGGAGCCGGCCCAGUGGGUGGAGCUGGAGGGCUCAGACUUCGUUCUGGACUUGAUGUCGGACCUGGAGCUCCCUGCCGACUUCCCCAAACACAGCAGCUACUUCAUCAUCUCUGCACAGGAACCAACCAGAGUGCGGCCCAAUGCCAGCAUCAGCCUGUUGGGUGGCGGGUUUGAAAUACACGAUGAUGUCAUAUCUUCAGCCUUAACGGGCUCUGAUGGACAAGACUCGGAGCCUCAGAGAGGGAUGGAUCGUUAUCUCGACAGCCUGUUUGACCCUGUCCUGUUUGACGGAGCUGGAGAAGUAGAAUUGGCUGCAGGACUUUCCAGCAGGAUGAAGGGAGCCGGGGGAGUCGGAGGGGGGUGGCAACAGCAGGGGCAGUCCUCUCGCCCCCCACCACCACCUGGAGCUGUGAGAGUCCUUCCUGUGGGAGGUGUGAUGUCGCCUCCUGUUGCUACGGUUGCACCUGUAACACCUGAUGCUCAGCAGGCUGUUUUGGCCCAGCAGCAGCAGGCGAUCGUGAACCAGCAGGCCAUUAUCAUGGCACAGCAGAUGACCAUGCAGGCCAUGGUCAUGUCAAGCCCUCCAACUUCCCCGAUCACAAGCCCUCCCAUGAGCCCUCUGCUCCACCACCCUCCCAGCCCGUACGCCCCCGCCAGCCCCUAUACGGUCAUACCUCCAAGUCCGUACGCUAACAUCCCACCCAGCCCCUACGCCAACUUCACUCCCACUCCCUACGCUGCAGCAGACAUCCCACCAAGCCCCUAUCCUCCCACUGCUCAACCAGAACAAACUCCAUCACAGCCUCAAGCGCAGCCUCCCGCUGAGCUCCAGACUCAGCCCCAAGCUCAGCCUCAGCCUCAGGCCACCCACCCCAUCCCCAAACCUCAGCCAAGCUCUGCUAAAACUAACAAAACUGAGCCAGCACAGCCAAAAGCUAACCCUGCUGCACAGGUUCAGUCAGGUAAGGACAGCGUACCUCGGAGGAAGGCUCCAGGCGUCCCCAUCGACAAGGACAAACCAGCCAGGAAGUUUGCCCCAGUGGCGACGUCUCCGCCGCCCCCUGCUGGAGAGGUGGUGAAGUACUCAGCUCGGUCUUCAGAACGCAUCGUCCCCAGCCAGGACAUUCAAGAAAUCAUCAAAAGAUACAACUCACCACCUCCACCACCAGAUGCACUGCCACCUGGCAAGAGGAGACCGGAGGGGAAGUUUAAGAAGAAGCAAACCCCUCGUGAUGAAGCUUUACAGAUCCUCAAACCCCAGAUGGACCACCCUCCUGCUCCACAGCCCAAACGCCCUGUUACCCCCUCACCUUCUGCGUCUGCGAUGAAAGAGGUCGGAGUCAAACCCACCAAGAGUAUGAAGACAAGAGCGCCUGAUCGUCCUCUCCCCAAACCCCCCCCAGUUUCUCGAGAGCUCCCAGUGGAGACAGAGACUAUCCAGACACAGCUUCAUCAGAGCGCCAACGAAGAGCACUACACCUACACCAACGUCUCCUGGAGACUGUACCUCAGGAAGGAGGUUUUCUAUCCCAAAGACAGCUUCAACAAUCCUGUGGUGCUGGACCUCAUUUUCAAACAAAUAGUGAAUGACACUCUGUCAGAGGCGUGCGUUCGCAUCACCCGGGAUGAAAGGCAGAAAAUGAAAGCUCUUUUCGCGAAACAUGGAGUUGAACGGAAUAUGGAUCCAGUGGAGGAGCAUGUGAAGAAAACUGUUGUGACCGCCGCCAGGGAAACCUGGGAAAUAUACUUCUCCCGGCUCUUCCCUGCCUCGGGUAGUGUAGGAACAGGUGUGCAGGUGCUAUCAGUGUCGCACAGUGGGAUUAAGCUGUUGAAGACGGUGAAAAGCAGUGCUGCAGCUCCAGACUACUUCAGAGUCCUGCGACCGUACACCUAUGCAGAUAUCUUGUUUGUAACCAUCCCGUCUGAGAACAUGCUGGAGUUCAAUCUGACCAAUGAGAAGCUGAUCCUUUUUUCAGCCAAGGCACCACAAGUCAAACACCUCAUAGACACCUUCAUCAGUGAGAUCAAACGGGACUCAAACUAUGUGAUUGCUGAACGUAACUUUGUCACUGACGACCGCUCGAUGCUCAAUUUCCAUAAAGGCGACAUCAUCAGGCUGCAGGUUAUGGACGGGCUGGAGAAAGGUUACAGCUACGGCUGUGUGGUGAGGAAGAAGGUGGUGUUUUUGGAGGAGCUGAAGAGAGACACUCAAGACUUUGGCUGGAAGUUUGGCGCCGUGUUCGGCCGCUCCGGUGCGUUCCCGGCUGAGUGCGUCCAUCCCGUCGCUCCUCCUGACUUCCUGUCGCUGCCACUGGACCGUAAGACGGAGCCUCGAGGAGGAGCGGGACAGUUUGCUGUGUCAUCAGCUGUGGCUGUUGCCGUGGCGUCCACCAUGGCUGCACAUGAGAUAGAUCAAACGAUUGAGAAAGUUUCUCUUGAUGGCUUUGCUGACGGAGAUCUGGAUGAGAGGACCCUGCAGGACAGUAAAUAUGACAUGUUGGAGUUUGCCAAGAAGUUCUUCAGACAGGCACCAAGCGGGAAGGGAGAUUCCCUGAAGAGCAAAAUCAAGAGCAGAGACUCCAGGGAGCCCACUGAGAUGAUCAAGUUCUCUAAGACCCCGUUGACCGAGUCUCUGAUAGAGUUCACCGAUCCAGCCAUGAACCGUGUGGCAGCUGAUCUCUUCCUGUCGGCGAUGCGUUUCAUGGGCGAUUCGCCGCUGCGGGGACUGACAGAACAGGAAGUGGUCAGCACUUUCCUCAAGCUCAUAGGAGAGUUCACCUUGAUGAGGGAUGAGGCUUACUGCCAACUCCUCAAACAGCUUACAGCUAACACCAGCUCCAAAGCCGAUAGUUGCCAACGAGGCUGGAGGCUACUGUACAUCCUGACUGCGUACCAUCGCAGCUCUGAAGUCCUCAAACCCUUCCUACUCAAAUAUCUGCAGCAGGCCUCUCGCAGCGCUGGGGCACAGUAUCAGGGCAUAGCUAAAGCAUGCGAGCAGAACCUGAAGAAGACGUUCCAGUAUGGUGGCCGCGUCGUUCCACCCAACAGCAUGGAGCUGAAGGCCAUGAUGGCGGGACGAAGUUCAAAACGUCAGCUGUUUCUCUUUCCUGGAGGCAUCGAACGUCACGUGAAAAUCAAGACGUGCUCUGUCGCCCUGGAGGUGAUUGAGGAGCUGUGCUAUGAGAUGGGUUUACACAGACUGGAGGCCAUGGAAGAAUAUGCCAUAUUUUUAGUCACCAACAGAGGUCAGAGUGUGCGUCCUCUGAACAAACACGAGUACAUCCUGGAUGUUGCAACAGAGGCCGAGUUAGUCGACCACAACUUCAGUUUUUGGUUCAGACGAGUCGUCUGGACUCAGCCGCUCAAGUUUGAAAAUGAGCUUUGUGUCACGAUGCAUUAUAACCAGAUCCUGCCGGACUACCGUAAAGGCCUGCUCAAUGUUCUUCCACAUGGAAAAGUGAGCGAUCAGCAGUUUCACCAGAUUACCAAACUGGCAGCUUUGCAGCACAGAGCCAAAGACGUCAUCUUCAUCCCCAGCAUACACGAAUUAUCGGAGUACAUCGCCACGCCUCUGUUCAAAAAGCAGCCACCCCAGCAGUGGGUUACCAUGGUGACGCAGCACAUGCAGCAAGUACAGACCCUGAAUCCGCACCAGGCCAGAGCACAGUUUCUGGGCCUGGUCAGUGCGUUCCCCAUGUUCGGCUCCUCGUUCUUCUACAUCCACAGCAGCAGCUCCACCACCUUCUACGCCCCCUGUAUUGUUGCUGUCAAUCAACAUGGUCUUCACUUCCUGCACAAAAAUACACACGAGCCGAUGGCAGUGGUCCCCCUGGUGGAGGUGCAGUCCAGCCGCACCCAGAGGCCCACUGCUGGAGCCAGUUACCCGUAUGUAGACCUCAGCCUGGGGGACAUGAACACACAGCGGGUCAUUCAGCUGCAGCUGGAGCAGGGCCUGGAGUUGUGUCGUGUCAUCGCCAUGCAGGUGGAAAACAUGAUGUCAGUGCGGGAGAAGAGGCUCACCCUGCCACCCAGUGAAAUCACCAUGUUAUAACACAUGCUCAUGCUUCAUUGUACGCACACACUUGUAUAAACAUACACACACAUACCUGUAGAUGAAACCUGUAAAAAUAGCCUACCUCUUCUUGCCUUCAGGUGUUUGUUGUGUGUAGCUCACACACAUAGACAUUAAUAUUAUAUGUGAAUACAUAAGUGUACUGUACUGCAUAUACUGAACAAAGUGCUACCUAGAAACCGUGAAUGUCGAUAUUGAUUUAUUUUUUCUCUUCAGGUUAACACUUUGAUAAUUGCACUUACUCCUGUAUUUUUAGUUUAUUUAACAUUAAAUAGCUUUUAUCUGUGUAGAAGCUGUUAAUGGACCCUGAGGGAGCUUCACAGGCCUGUGCCUUGUCAUUACAAUGUUUUAUAACUGACAUGUUUUUUUAUUUUUUUAUUACUGCUGUUGACUGUAAAACUUGAUGUUAGUGUAAACCAUUGUUGUAUUCAACCAAUGUUAACGUAUAAACUUGCUUAUUUUGUACAAAAUAUUUUAUCUAAAUAAAAUAAGCAAUUUUAAAGAGAGAUAUGAGCACUUCUACAUUCAAUUAUUAAAAUGAUUAAACAAUGUUAAAAUCAAGUAUUUGAUUUUAAGCUGUAUCUGUAUAAAAUUGCACAAUUAAAUGUUUUGAUAGGUAUCAAUAAUUAAAAUCAACAUAGUUCAUGAAAUAAUUAUUUUAAUGAACAGUGUCCCAGUUGGGUCAGCCUGUAAGUUUUUUAUUUCAUUAUUAAUUAUUUUUCAUUUAACAAUCUAACUAAUCACUAAAUGUAUAAAAUGCCAGAAAUAUUCAGAUACAAGUGUAGAUGACCUUAUUUACAUUUUUAAUUAUUAUAAAAUAUGUAUAUACUAUUUGCUGAUUUUCUCUACACUGUAGAUAUUAAGUAUAUAAAUAAAGUGCAAAUGCAAAUACAACAAGCACACACACACACACACACACACACACACCAUGCCAUAUGCUGUAUAUACAUGCUCACAAAAAACACACACCUACAAAUGAUUUUUCUCUAAUGAUGAAGAGUCAAUCAGACUGGAGAGACAAUCCUCAACUAAGAACACACACACACACACACACACACACACACACACAUACACACACAGGGCACUUUAUUUACACUUAACUGUCUAUCAUGUAUUUAUUUGUUAGUGUUUUUAAUUUGUGUAAGUGUAUUCAUUUUUUAUUGUCCAGUACCUUGGCCCUAGAGAAAUGUCUUUUCAUUCUGCCAUGUGUGACAAUAUAUGGUUAAAAUGACAAUAAAACUUGAUUUUAUUUCUUA
Molecule: messenger RNA, 8753 nt
Organism: Seriola aureovittata
Lineage: Eukaryota; Metazoa; Chordata; Actinopteri; Carangiformes; Carangidae
Product: unconventional myosin-XV-like
Exons: 68
Coding region: 124-7476 (2450 amino acids)
Cellular component (GO): cytoskeleton; myosin complex
Molecular function (GO): protein binding; ATP binding; cytoskeletal motor activity
Source: RefSeq, a predicted model, not a curated record